AUGGUCACCCUUAGAUUCAUUCACUUUGAUGUCAUGUCCAUGCAUAAAUCGAACAGUCCAUGUCCGUCACCGGUUAAUAUGCCUUACCUUCCUGAUGAUUUACUAUUGAACAUCUUAGCCCGUGUCUCGAGAUUGUACUGCCCGAUUCUCUCCUUAGUUUCCAAGAGAUUCCGCUCUCUUGUUGCAUCACUUGAGCUUUACAAGAUCCGAACGCUCUUAGCAGGAUGCACCGAGAAUUGUCUUUAUCUGUGCUUACGUUUCGGUUAUGUAUAACCACGUUGGUUCACUCUAAGCCGAAGACCAACUCGAACCCCUAACCCUAACCCUAACUUCAACUCACGAUGGUUCACAUCCUGCUUUAGACCAAUCCUUACAAAUCGCACUAGCAAGGAAGAAGAGAAGUUAAGUGAAAAUGUUAUGGUCUCAGCCCCAACUAGCAAUUAUCGUCCUCGGUUUGGGUUGACUUGUACCACAAUUGGUUCUUAUAUCUACAUGAUUGGCGGAAACAUAAAUGGUGUGCUCUCGUCUAGGGUCUUCCUCUUGGAUUGUCGGUCUCACAUCUGGCACGAAGCUCCAAGCAUGCGGGUAGUUCGAAAGUGCCACCUCGUGAAUGUUCUUGAUGGAAAAAUAUAUGUAGUGGAAGGCUGGAAAGUUUAUGAUUAAUACUCGAAUAUGAUCGAGUGUUUCGAUUCCAAAACCAAAAUAUGGGAGCAUGUGCCAAGCCCUAUCGCGGAGAUACGUGGGAGGUAUAUAUCAGGAAGUUUAGUCUAUGACGGAAAGCUUUACCUGUUUGGGGAUAAAAAUGUAGUUAACAAGCCUAAGGAAAAUAGAUGGAAUGCGGUCGGAUUGGAUAUGCUUUUGUUGUUGGUUACCUAUUAUUCUUCUUGCGUGAUAGAUAAUGUAUGCUAUAUGGCAUUUUCAAGAACACUCCUAAGGUACGACUCCGAGGAACGAACGUGGAGAUCUUUGAUGGGUUUGAAAGAACUUCCUAAAUUACCAAAGCAUCCCAGUCAUGUUAGAUUGGUAGAUUAUAGUGGAAAGAUUGCGGUUUUAUGGGAGAAGAAGUGCAUGCGCGGCUCUAAGAAGAGGAUGAUUUGGUGUGCUGAGAUUGCGCUUGAAAGACGGAAUGCACACAAGAUUUAUGGGAAGAUUGAGUGGUGUGGUGUUGUGCUUACGGUGCCCAAGUCAUGUUCUUUAUUUGAACUCAUUGCUGUUAAGAUUUGA
Molecule: messenger RNA, 1224 nt
Organism: Arabidopsis lyrata subsp. lyrata
Lineage: Eukaryota; Viridiplantae; Streptophyta; Magnoliopsida; Brassicales; Brassicaceae
Product: putative F-box/kelch-repeat protein At4g11770
Molecular function (GO): protein binding
Source: RefSeq, a predicted model, not a curated record